This is a messenger RNA of Paramuricea clavata, 2832 nucleotides long. The record is from the annotation of a GenBank genome assembly. Lineage: Eukaryota; Metazoa; Cnidaria; Anthozoa; Malacalcyonacea; Plexauridae.
CGCCUAUCUAUCCUAAUGAAUCCUACAUUCUUUCUUUUUCUCUGGUUUUCGUUUCGAAAAGCAAAAUGAAGUAAGUCGUCUAAAUCCAUUUCAAUCCGAGUAGAAAAACGAAGUACAUCCUUCAUUACUCAUUAUUAAAAAGCUUUAAUGAUAGUACUACUUUUGUUUGCUAUGAUAUUACUGAUUUAACCCUGAUAUUUAAUAUAAAAUGCGGGUCAUAAUAUGUCAUUCAUAUUACAGAAGUACAAUGUUUAUAUGAAAAAUUUCGUAUAAAUAUAUGCACAGCAUACGCCAGUCUGUAGUUAGGAACAUGCUUGAUUCUCUCCUUUUAUAUUCUUAUACUAUAAGUAGUGUAUAAAUUAUUAUGGGGUGUUUUUAGGCUAGAGGUGUGUAAUUAUAGUGGAUACAAAAUCUACCCAGGCCAUGGGAAAAGAUAUAUCAGACUUGAUGGCAAGGUAUGUGUAUAAAGCUUAUACAUAGUUUGUUUUGUACUGUCAACAACAUACAUUUAUCAAAGACACUGGAAAAAGAGUUUGUAUCAUGCAGCCAAGAUCUUGGAUGUUCAGUUUUGAUGUUUUCGAUGUAUUCUCGGUGUGCAUGUGAUGUCACCACAUUGUAAAAUUAAAGGUACACAGCUAAAUGUGUUCACCAAAAAAAUUGGGUUGGUACUAUUAUUUUCUGCCUGGGUUACAGACUUUUAAAAAUAUUGCUGACAUCACCAUUAUUUUCAACAGCGUCACAGAAUUCUACACAGAAGUCCAUCUCCAUUGUUUUUUGCGUAAGCUCUAUUUGUCAUUAUUCGUCACUCGGCAGGUACUGUGCAGAAGCAGUCCCCCCUGGAAAUACUCAAAAUGGCACAUGUCCAGGGGGGUGACUGCUUCUGUUUACGGUACUUGCUGAGUGACGAAUCAUGACGAAUAACACUUACGCAAAAAACAAUGGAGAUGGACUUCUGUGUAGUAUUCUGUGACAGCGUUAUACAUAGAUUUAAAAAUACUUGGCAAAUUUGUCAGCCAUCAUGGUGGUAAAAAAUGAAUGCUAAAAUGACUUGAGCAUUAUUGGGUCAUUCCAGAAAAGAUCCAUACUCCCCCACAGAGGAAAUUUCUGCUGUCCGGAGGGGGAGGGGAGACAAAAUUGUUUCUGACAAUAGUAAAUGUAUUACGACAUCCGAAGGGGGGAGGGGGUUAACUUCCAAUUUCUUCCGUGGGGAGGUAUGGAUGUUUUCUGGAAUGACCCAUUGGAUUUUUUUGUAAAUAUAUAAACCUGUAAUGUCACCAACAAAAAUAUUUGUUUUUACCAUUUAGCAUUCACCUAAAAUCAGCAAAUCAAGGAAUUUUGCUUGAGCAGUUCUUGCUUGUUCUCACAAUUAGUAUUAUUGUGAAGCAAUAACUGCUGAAGCCUUUGGUGCAAGUUGAAACAGAAGCUAAAGAAUUUUUACAACAAAAAGUUGCAUACUGAUUAUGGUUUGUUAAUGUUGUAGUGUUUCUAUUUCUUGGAUAAAAAAUGUGAGCGUUCCUUCCUCAUGAAAAGAAAUCCACGAAAAAUUUCCUGGACAGUGCUGUAUAGGAGAAAGCACAAGAAAGGGUCAGUUGAGGAAGUCACAAAGAAAAGAACAAGAAGAAAUGUGAAAUUUCAGAGGUCUAUCCAGGGAGCAACUUGGGAGAAUAUCCAGGCUAAACGAAACCAAAAGCCAGAAGUGAGGAAAGCCCAGAGAGAACAGGCAAUUAGGUAUGUAUUGCUAUGUAUGUUGCUCAGGACCUAACUAUGCUACAGAGGAAUACAAGUCGUUUCACCCCCAAGUCGAUUCGCCCCAAGUUGUUUCGCUCCCAAGUGGCUAAGUUGAUUCGCUCCAAAUUUUUUGGUACGGACCGACCUAAACGGUAAAGGUUUUGAUUUUUUCAUGUUUGCCGUUUGAUCCACAAUACUCACAAAUAUGGGCUAGUUUGUAAGAGGUCAUUCAUUAGCUAUUGUAGGACUUGUAGGCAAACAAAAAUUUUGAACAAAAAAACAUGUUAAUUUUAUUACAAAACCUCAUGUUUCAAACAAAAACUUUUUACAACUUGGGGGUGAAACAACCGGAUACCCUACAGAGUUGGGCAGAUAUCAGGGGCACCAAACAAUUUCCAAGGCCACAUCAAGAGGCAGUCAUGCACACAAAAGUUACAAAAUAGGUAUUAAAAGAUUUUGGAGAAUUUGUUUAUAUGAAGCACUCUCGGGGCAUCUCUGCCAUAUACUAUAGGAUAACACCCAAAACGAGUUAUUUCUCAAUGAUGAUUUUUACCUACAUUGCUUGAGGACAACCUGUGAGAACAAUAAAGUGACUGAGAGAAAUAACUUGUGCAAUUAAUCUUUUGGAUGUAGCAAUUAUUAACCCAUUAUGUUGCAUUUAUUCUACUCUACCUGAAGCCAGACGACUUCCUCGUCAAGCGAGAGCUCUGGCACUCAAUGGGUUAAUAGAUUUCCAUAGUAAGAUCAAUUAACAAGGAAGUUCCUUAAAAUUAUUCUGAGCUAAACAAUAGUAAACAUAUAGCAAUAAUAAAACUAAUGAGUGGAAAAUAUGUUUAGAGCUGCCAAAGAUAAAAUUAGACAAAAGAAGGAAGUCAAGAAGUUGACAAAGGUACUUAUUAUGCAUUUGGCUAUAAUUGGUCAGAAUUAGUGUCAUAAAAGAUGUAUAAAAUGUUUCCUUAUAUGGUAUUUUUUGAAAUGUGAUAUAAUGUAUUUUUUAGGUACAGCAACAGCCUUCAAAGUCUAAGGCACCUAACAAGCAAAAGGGAGGUAAAACUACUGGUCGUGUUGGUGGGAAACGCUGAAUGUAGAUUUGCAUUGUGCAAU